Messenger RNA from Lactuca virosa, 394 nucleotides. Lineage: Eukaryota; Viridiplantae; Streptophyta; Magnoliopsida; Asterales; Asteraceae. The record is from the annotation of a GenBank genome assembly.
CAAAUUCUCUAAAUACAACCAAAUCAAGCUAUUAUAUCAAACAUCAGACUCAUGGCUUUGGCAUCAAAAAAAAAUCUGGCCAUGACUAUUUUGGUGUUGGCAUUUCUUUGCAUGGCAUUUGUUUCAAGUUUAGCUCUUAAUCCAACAUGCAUUGGACCUUGUGCAUCGAUUAAGAAAGGUUGCCAGAAAAUUUGCCAAAAUCGGGGUUUUGUUACGGGUGCUUGCAUGCCACCCCCUUCGUCUAUGUGCUGUUGUCAUGAUCAACCGAUUAAUUUUUAAUGCUCAUUUGUAAUUUAAAGGGUUUAAUAGUAUCUUAAUAAGCUUUUAGAUACACAAGUUAACAAUCAUUGCUUGUAAACUAUUUUGGGAUCUUAUUGUUUGAUAAGUUACCAGA